CCCUACCCCAUGAUUACCGCCCUCUGAGCGCGCCCAGGGUCAGCAGUCGGCCCCCCAGGGAAGAGAGUGGGGCCGGGCCCCCACCCCUCAGAAGAAAGGGCGCCUUGCGCAUGCGCGCUAACGGCUCCUGUCAGAGACACGGGCAUCCGCGCCAACCUCAGGCCUUUCACUAAACCAGUCCCGGGUGCCUGACGUCAGGGCGCCGGCGCGUCCCGCUCCCAUCUCGGCGUGACGCACGCGCAAUAGCAGUCGGAGUGAGCCUCUGGGUUAAGUGAAAAAGGACAGCUUCUUUCAUUGAAGAAAUAAACAGAAGCCUUGAAGAUAAGAGGACUGGAAUGCUGUGGCUGGAGAGUAUUCCCUGGUGCACAGGCUGUUGAAUUAGUGCACUGGUUUACGCUCUGUUUAUAGUGAAGUAGUGGAAGAGUUCCAAACUGACUUUGAAGUACAGCAAAGAAGUGAAAUCCAUUGAGAAUAGUCUGUAAAGAUCCUGAAUAUUGGGAUUGGUCAUGUCGUUCCGAUUUGGACAACACCUCAUCAAGCCCUCGUUUGUGUUUCUGAAGACUGAACUGUCCUUCGCGCUUGUAAACAGGAAGCCAGUGGUCCCUGGGCAUGUCCUUGUUUGCCCACUCCGGCCUGUGGAGCGUUUCCGCGAUCUGCACCCUGAAGAAGUGGUUGAUUUAUUUCAAACAACACAAAUGGUUGGAAAUGUGGUGGAGAAACAUUUCUGUGGAACUUCACUCACCAUUUCGAUUCAGGAUGGUCCUGAAGCUGGGCAAACUGUGAAGCACGUUCAUGUCCAUGUACUUCCAAGAAAGGUUGGAGACUUCAGCAGAAAUGACAGUGUCUAUGAUGAGCUGGAACGUCACGACAAAGGAGAAGAGGACUCCCCUGUCAAGUGGAGGUCUGAGGAUGAAAUGGCAGCCGAAGCAGCAAGCCUGAAGAAAUAUUUUCAGUAAAAUCUGAGGUGAGACAAUCUGGAACAAAUCCUGGAGCAUAAGAAAACCAAAAAAGGGACUCGUUCUCCAAGUGCCCUGUGACAUUGGAUCUGCAGCUAACUAGCUUAGAUGACAUUCCACAAACAAUGGAUUCAUCCAUGAAACACUUUAUUGUACCAUUGGAUAGUGGCGGAGUUGAAUUUCACCUAAGACGACUGACAGACUGGAUUCAACACAACCUUUUGCAUAAUGGCUCAGACUUUUGAAUGAUGUACUUGGGAAAUAAUCUUUUAAAAUUGGCCCUGGGCCUAAACUGAAAUUAAAUAUUAGCAGCAAUAUUUGUCUGGUGUGUUACAUUACAUUUAUCUGGCUACAUUACAAAACAUUGGCCCCAUGUUGUGCCUAACAAUAUUCUGUUUGUAAUGUAUUGUAGUGCAGAAAAAUUACACCUUUUAGUACUAGUAUGCGUCUCAGAAACCAAAGCUUUGUUAUAGCCUUGAUACGAUAAGCCUGGAGAGUUACCAGUUUGCUAGAUAAGAUUAUUGAAUAAGAAAUGCAUAAACUUUCUUAAAAUCAUACAUUCCUCUCUUACUUUGACUGUGUUGGUACAAAGCUGUAGGGGCUUAAAAUAGUGCAAUACACUUUAGGGAAUUCAUCAAAAUGUGAAGCUGCUCAUGUGAUAUUCAGCACGUUACAGCCUAUGAUGUAAGGGUCGUUGCUUGCAACAAAACGUGUUAACUUUGGUUGGUUGUUAUUCACGUGACGUGCUCGCUCAGUAAUAACGCUCAUCUGCAGAGCUUCUCUGAGGAGCAUCUGCAGGCAUUUAGCUAUGGAGAAUCUAAUGGCAAAUGGACAUCUAAUAUACUGGCAAGAGCCCUGAACUGAAGCACCAGUGAUGUCACUCUUGAACUUUGGGGAAGUUUGGAUCCUGAUCCCAACCUGAGUUUGGUAGCUCAGAUCUACAGUUGUUACUAGAAGAAGGCAGCUUUUGUCAUCCCUUUCCAAACAAUGGUAUGUGGGACAACAGUGUUCUUAAUGCAGAAUGAGAGAGAACAGCAGUAGUUCAGAUACUCUGUGGUCGCUGCUUUAAACCACAGCAAUCUGUACAGCAUCUUUGCAAUGGGGUUGACAUGGGCCAUCAGCUGUGAACAUACCUGAACUUCAGAGAAGUUUGGAGUCAGAGCCAAAUCAGGAUUCAGAUGCCACCAGAUUGACCCGACACUACAUCAAACAAAAUUAAACAUGCCAGAAAUGUGUAAAUAAAUAAUCCCUCUGGGAGUGUCACAGAAGCACAGUCUGAUUUGAGACUUAGUGAAAAUGCCCAGGGUAUACACAGUGCUUGGGCCAAAGUCCGACCAGGACCAGGGAUAAAUUUGGCUCAUUGACUUAUAAACUGUGCUGAGCAACAGGGCCGGCUCCAGGCCCCAGCGCACCAAGCGCAUGCUUGGGGCGGCAUGCCAUG
Molecule: messenger RNA, 2397 nt
Organism: Gopherus evgoodei (Goodes thornscrub tortoise)
Lineage: Eukaryota; Metazoa; Chordata; Testudines; Testudinidae
Gene: FHIT
Product: fragile histidine triad diadenosine triphosphatase
Exons: 9
Coding region: 507-956 (149 amino acids)
Biological process (GO): purine nucleotide metabolic process; negative regulation of proteasomal ubiquitin-dependent protein catabolic process; intrinsic apoptotic signaling pathway by p53 class mediator
Cellular component (GO): plasma membrane; nucleus; cytoplasm
Molecular function (GO): bis(5'-adenosyl)-triphosphatase activity; ubiquitin protein ligase binding
Source: RefSeq, a predicted model, not a curated record